CUUACAUAAACACAUCGUUCCCUUGUAACGAAUUAUUCGGCCGAAUCAUUUGUGAUCAGUGAGAAUGGUGCUUUUCCCUAAUCUUCCCGAUGAAAUUGCUGAGGACUGCUUAGCGCGGGUAACAUACAAAUCGCACCAUAAUCUCAAAAGCGUGUCCAGAAGCUGGAGAUCUCUUAUUAAGAGCCCCCACUUUUACAACCACAGAAAAGCAGCAGGAGCGGCCGAGCAGCGCAUCUUUAUGCUCCAAUCCUUUCCUCUCCAAUCGCAAAAAUCAUCUCACCAGCAGAAGACUACACCCGUUUACGGAAUCGCAGUGUACGACCCAGUGCAGGGAGAGUGGCAGAGAGUCCCGUCCAUUCCCGAAUUGGGCGAUUCAGUUCCGCUCUUCAGUCGGUGCGUUUCAGUUAAAGGGAAAUUCAUAUUGAUAGGUGGUUGGCAUCCAUCAAACUGGCAGCCCAUCAACAGCGUUUUCAUUUACGACGUAUUGUCUGGCGAAUGGACCCGCGGAGCCGACAUCCCAACUCUGCGGUGCUUCUUCGGCUGCUGCGUUUCCCCGGACGGAAUUAUAUACGUUGCCGGAGGGCACGACCAAGAUAAGAACGCUUUGAGGAGUGUGGAGGCCUACACCGUGGAGAAAGAUGAGUGGGAAAGUUUACCCACGAUGAGCAAAGGACGGGACGAGUGUGAGGCGGUUUUCACAGAGGGGCAAAUGGUGGUCAUAAGCGGGUUCGAGACAGAGUCACAAUGGCGGUUUGAGAGGAGUGCCGAAGUGUUUAAUCCCCAAACGCGCGCUUGGAAAGUGGUGGAAAAUAUGUGGAGAGGCGACGAGUGCCCGCGCACAUCUGUAGUUGCUGCCCGCGGUCAGCUCUAUUUCUUCUCUGUGCAAGGAGUCAUGCGGUACAAUUCUACAGAGAACUCGUGGGCUCAAAUGGUUAACAUGCCAGAGGAUGUAAGUGUUUCGCCCUGCGCUACAGCUUGUUGUGAUAAGAUAUUUGUGAGUGGCGGCGAUAGCGGUUGCUAUAUGUUUGAGCCCCAACAUGGGAAAUGGGGUUCAAUAGAAAGGCCGCAAGGGUUUCGAGGAUUUGUGCAGUGCGCGGCCAUAGUGGAGUUUUAGUUACUCAAUAUGAUGUGCAGUCAUUAGUGGGAAUAGUCUGGUAGUGUCAGUCCAAUAGCUGUCAUUGUAUGUGGGAAUGUGAGAUCCCUGUAUAUUAAAAUGUGUUUAGAAUAUAAUUAGUGUUUAUAUAAUGCGAGUAAUCAAUAUUUGAUUUUAAUGAAUAGAACGUGUUUUUAUUUAAAUAA
Molecule: messenger RNA, 1299 nt
Organism: Cryptomeria japonica (Japanese cedar)
Lineage: Eukaryota; Viridiplantae; Streptophyta; Pinopsida; Cupressales; Cupressaceae
Product: F-box/kelch-repeat protein SKIP20
Exons: 1
Coding region: 65-1114 (349 amino acids)
Biological process (GO): negative regulation of cytokinin-activated signaling pathway; regulation of phenylpropanoid metabolic process
Molecular function (GO): protein binding
Source: RefSeq, a predicted model, not a curated record